GAGCCGCAAACCGUGAGCAGGGAUCAUUCACGCAAGUUAGUGUCAAGCGAUCGGACCAUAUUCUGAAUCAGUUGAUUCCUACUGUAUAUUGUCAGUGACUGCGCGUGUGUCCAUACAAAAUCUGCCGAGAAAAAAAAAGCCAUUGACAUACAAAACCAGACAGUAUUACUUAAUAAAUUUUGAGUAUCCAAUUAACUUUGGAAUUUUACGAUGGAAUUUCCCAUCGCAACAAAGAAUUCUUUCCAGAAUUUUGGUCUGUACCACAAAGAGCCUUAUGACUUUGCUGUUUUUUCAUGGCAAUCGCAACGGAACCAAGUUUCCGGCUAUUACUGCAUUUAUCGAUUCGUGACGGCGGCUUUCUAUUUGUCAAAUGUCGUGUUCUGUUUAACUACAAGCAAACAUUUGGACUACUGGUUCAUCUACCUCAGCCACAUCGGACUCCUCCUGCAAACUUUACAUUUAUUAAUUUCGGCCGCUGUUCCAAUUCAAUUUCUUUUAAUUUCCCAAAAAGAUAGUUUGAAUAAUAGCAACCUUACUUUCUUGGUUCGAUUCUCAUGGUUCCUGUACAACGUAACAAACUUACUCAGCUUUGGCAUUUCGGGAGUCUUCUGGACCGGACUCUCUGUGAUAGAAAGAGAGCCAAAGAACACGGAUUUCCUCAUUCAUGGAAUUAAUAGCAUAGUGACGUUAUGCGACAUAUUCAUCAGCAAAAGGCCGUGUCGUAUACUUCACUUUCACCACUCGUUGGCGGUCUUCUUACCUUACGUCACAUUUAGUAUCAUCUACUGGGCAGCAGGAGGUCGUAGAGAAAAUGGCAUUCCUGCCAUCUACCCCGUCCUCAAUUGGGAUAACCUCACUUUGACGAUUCCGUUUGUCUUGGCCGGUCUGACGGUUGGCGUCUUUCUCGGCCACGCCCUUGUCUGGGCUCUUCAUUUACUGAGGGAUCGGGUCCUCAUCACUUGCACAACUAAAGACGAGCUGGUCGACAAGGGCCAUUUCCAAAUUCAAUCGAACCCUGGCUUUGUCCCAGAUUGGAUAUUAUCAUAGGAAAACUGAUGAUGGUUGAUUAUUAUUACAACCAUAUGGGUAUUGAUUUUUGACGCUCAUCAUUUAAGCGGGUCCGCCGCGGAGUCCGAGUAAAUCUUUUUGGACAAUUUGUUUCCUAAGGUCCUAUAAGCUGACCAAUAUAAAUUUUUCUUUGAAAGAUUGGCCAUUUUUCACCCAUCCAACUUCUAUUUUUUUUAAACAACUGUGCGCGUUUUUCACUUUCGAAUUGUUUGAUUUUUAUUGUAUAAGAUUAUCAAAAUAAACACCAAAACAGAGAAUUUUUUUUGUCGGUACAUUGGUUAAUACAAAAGAGUGCUGGGUGUUGAUUGACUGGAAGUUUUUUCUCGUUUGUGCCCGGGGCGUAUUACAAAGUCGGAUUGAAUUCAACAUCACCUGUAUAAUAGGUAGAAUAUCAAGUGAAACGCUUAAUCCUAGUGAUGGCCCUUAGCUUUGAUGCCUUUGUGAGCUUUUGGGGCUUUAGGGACAUGAGCUUUUGGGGCUUUAGGAACAGCGUGAGCUUUAGGGGCUCCCUUCGCCUUGUGAGCCUUGUGUCCGGACUCGGAUGUGUGCAAAUCGCCGGCGACCAGUGACGCCGUUUCGCCCUUCUCGCCACUCAACGGCACCGCGGAGACCAUGGCGACGACGGCAAAGAGAGCGAACAGC
Messenger RNA from Daphnia pulex (common water flea), 1710 nucleotides. Its product is annotated as protein rolling stone-like. NCBI's taxonomy places the organism in Eukaryota, Metazoa, Arthropoda, Branchiopoda, Diplostraca, Daphniidae. The record is from RefSeq and is a predicted model, not a curated record. The coding region runs from base 211 to 1047 and encodes 278 amino acids. Gene Ontology annotation, cellular component: membrane. The transcript is spliced from 4 exons.